AAACAUCAUACACACAAGUAAAGUAAUAUUCUUUUUAUACUAAAAUCUAUUAUCAAAUUUGGCGUUAUGAACGAUCAGAAUGAAAAGAAAGAUGCGGCAUCCAAUGGGGAGAUGAGUAAACCUGACCAAAUGAAACCCCCCAAGGAAUUUAAACGACCUUCAGCCGAUGGUGGUUCUAGGCCUCCACCAAGUCGAUACAUUCAAACCUCUGAGGACAAUAAGGAUUCCACGUUCGAGAUGGUUCUCGUCGGUAUUUGCUGGUUCCUUGUGAUCAUAACGUUUCCCAUUUCCAUUUUGUUUUGCCUAACCGUGGUUCCCGAGUACUCUAGAAUGAUUAUACUUCGGCUAGGUCGUCUUAGGAAAGGUCUUCGAGGUCCAGGACUGGUGUUCAUCCUUCCGUGCAUUGAUGACAUUCACCGAGUAGAUAUGCGCACCGACGUGACCAAUGUUCGCCCACAGGAUGUACUUACAAAGGAUUCGGUGACGAUUACCGUAAAUGCCGUCGUGUACUAUUGCAUUUACAGUCCCAUCGACUCGAUUAUCCAAGUGGACGAUGCAAAACAGGCCACCGAGCUGAUAUCCCAGGUCACGCUGCGUAAUAUAGUGGGAUCAAAAACGCUCAAUGUCCUCUUGACCUCCAGGCAGCAACUUUCUAGGGAAAUCCAGCAGGCAGUAGCAGGAAUCACAUUUCGCUGGGGAGUUCGCGUUGAACGGGUGGAUGUAAUGGACAUCACAUUACCAUCUAGUCUUGAAAGAUCCUUGGCCAGCGAGGCUGAAGCUGUCAGGGAAGCUCGUGCCAAGAUAAUUCUGGCCGAAGGUGAGCUUAAGGCUUCAAAGGCGCUGAAGGAGGCCUCCGAUGUGAUGUCGCAGAACAAGAUUACACUUCAGCUGAGGCACCUGCAGAUCCUUUCAUCGAUCGCUUCGGAGCGAAGAGUUAGGAUAAUUUACCCGAUUCCUCUGGAGAUUAUGGAACCCUUUAUGUCUGGUAAGGAUGGGCAAAAAAAAGACGGUGAUGGGGGAAGAGGUGGUGGCAAGGAAACUAAGAAUGACGAUGCUGCCGGAGGUAGCAAGGAAACCCGAAAGGAAGGUGGUGGUCCUAUUCGUUUCAGUGACGGAAGUAGUGGAGGACUUUUGUCCAAAUUUAUCUUUUCUGGUAAGGACGAGCAGAAACAAACUACUAGAGCAGGUGACAAAUCAAGUGACCCAAAUGAACCCUGCUUCUCAAAGGGUCUUAUGGAAUAUACUGGUGAAGACCAAGCAUUAAAUCAAAAACCCCACGAAGGCCAAGAAGUUAAGAUAGAUGAUGAAAACCGGAGACCUACAUAUGUCGCCUAUGAAAUGGAGUGUGUUAAACGAAGUCCUGCGAAAUUUUCGGAUACCGUUGACACUGCCGAGGCGAAUCAGAAGCGCACUGCUCCACAGCAACCAGGAGGCCUGGCGUUUAUGGACCUGCAAUCUUAUCGGGACUUCCUGCAAACUCGUUGGUAAUCAGCCGGCGGGCUGGCAGCCUCCUGGCAGCCUCCUGGCAGCCUCCUGGCAGCAGGACAAUGGGAAGGCCAAGCGUGAAAUGAGCAACAGUCACGUCAGCCACGUGGGGCCACAAACUUGAUUGAAGGGCAUUAUCCCUGCUCUCCUUUUCCACUGGAGCGACAUUGACACUGCCAUUGAAUGGCCUCCAAGCGUUUUUUUUGAGACAUGAUAAAAAAUAGCCGAACACUGGGUGUGUUUCAGUAGCGGUGAGAAUGGA
Molecule: messenger RNA, 1747 nt
Organism: Drosophila erecta
Lineage: Eukaryota; Metazoa; Arthropoda; Insecta; Diptera; Drosophilidae
Product: band 7 protein AGAP004871
Exons: 8
Coding region: 67-1488 (473 amino acids)
Cellular component (GO): plasma membrane
Source: RefSeq, a predicted model, not a curated record